AUGUCGAGUGAUAAAGAUACAAAGUCGUUCAAAUGGAUCGAUGAGUUCAAUAUACCGUUUGGUGCGAAUGACAGAGUCGUCAGGUAUAGACAUCGUACAGCGCACACUACACUCAUACUUCAUCACUCAUCUGGACCAAAGGUCAAUGCGUCAAUAGUCGUGCCAACAGAGGCACACAACAACAAGGGUCUGCCACAUACACUCGAGCAUUUGGUGUUUGAGGGCUGCGAUCAGGUGCCCUACCGCGAGUACAUCGAGGUGUUGGCGCAUCGCUGCUUCUCGGCCCCGUCCAACGCGUACACCUCAGAGGACCACACGUGCUACUCGAUCGAGUCGGUCGGCCCCGACGGCCUGCUCAGCUACCUGCCUCAACUGCUGCGCUUCGUCAUGGCGCCCACACUCAAGACGUCGGACUUUGUCACAGAGAUCUAUCAUGUGGACGGCCGCGGCGCCGAGCAGGGCGUGGUCAUGUGCGAGAUGCAAGCGCGCGAGAACACACUCGAGGAGCUACAGGAGUGGAACCUGGUCCAGCUGCUCUACCCAGGCACGCCCUAUGCAAACUCAUACGGCGGGCUCACUCGCGAGAUUGCCAAGCUCACCAACGAAGACAUUAGACAAUAUCAUGGACUCUACUACCAUCCCGAGAACGUCACAAUCGUCGUACAGGGCUGCAUCGAUGAGGCACGUCUACUCGCCGUUCUCGACGACACUGAGUUUGUUAGAAGUCCAUUCGCGGUCGCGACGACCAAUGGCGCGACAACGCCAUCAUCACCGCACACAGUAACAAUACCUUGGCUACAGGCGAUACCACCUUUGGAGCAAUCGGUAACAAAGACAGUGAACUUCCCAACAGAGGACGAGUCGGUGGGUCAGGUGGCCAUUGCAUGGCGCGGACCAACCAUCUUCGACACGACAACACUGGCAGCGCUGUCCGUGCUGAUACGAUACUUGAAUGGCAACAGCUCGUCUGCGCUGCCGCAGCGAUUCACUCAUGGAAGCUGUCAUCUGGCCAGCAACAUUGCGUUCACUAUCCAAGAGAUCAAAGAAUCAAAGAUCGUGUUGGAGUUUGCUGGUGUCAAUGUCAAGCAAGAUGAUGACGAAUCUGGAAAGGAUGGCGGCGAUGAUGACGAGGAUGCUGAUGGCGACGACGAGGACGACGAAGAGGACGACGAUGGCGAAGACGACAAUGGAGAAGAAGAGGAUGGCAAGGACAACAUUGCAAAAACUAGCGAUGGACAGGUGAUUGAGGAUGUAGACGAGGGCGACCCAAACUUGCUCAAUCCUGGUUCAAUGUACAAUAGAGUGAUCGAGUUGUUUGAGGAGAUAAAGAAGAAUGGACUGGACAGCGAGGCGAUGCAAUUCACAAUCGAGAAGGAGUAUAUCAAGAUAUUGGAAGGCUACGAGGAGGACCCGCUCGGCUUUGUAUUUGGAACAUUGCUAUGCGACAUUGUCUUCCCGCCCAAGAACGCGACCACGGCUGCCGAAGCACUAGCGCAAUUCAAGGAUAUACGCACCAGGUUCGAGUUCUUGCAGACGUUGGACGUACUCAAGCUCAAGGACCGCCAGUACUGGGUCGACCUGCUGGACACCUGGUUCAUUGGACGUCCCUACGUCGAGAUACUGAUGGUGCCUUCGACCGCGCUGGCCAAAGAGCAGUCUGAGGCAUCGUUGGCACGCACGAGUGAGCGUUGUGAGCAGCUGGGCAAGGAGGCGCUGGAGCAGCUCGACCGCGAUCUGAAAAAGGCCAUUGAGGACAACAAGUCAUUCCCAGAGUCGUUCAAGUCUCAGCUUCCCGCCAUCCCAGACAUCAAGCGUAUUCCAUUCGUUGAGUCACCCAUCAGGUCAUUCGCGUCUGGCGCCGAGGGCAACCCAACGAGCUUCAACGUGCAAGACAUCACCAUCCCCACACAGUUCAUCCAGUCGACGAUGUUCUUUUAUAUACGCGACCUGCCCGCUGAGCUCAAACCCUACUUGACCAUCUUCAACAACCUGCUGUUUGAGGCUGAUGUACGUCUGGCGGCCACUGGCGAGAUUGUCCCAUUCAAAGAGGUAGCGAUGGCCACAUCACGCGAGGUCGUAUCCCUGGACGCCGGUCUGGGCGUUUCUGGCUCAUCAUUCUCCUGCUCCAACGACGAGCUGUAUCGCGUGGCUGGAAGCUGCACAGUCGACAAGUUCAGUCGCCUGGUGCACUGGAUCACGCACGGCCUGUUCAACUUUGUUCCCACACAGAGGCGACUGCUCAACAUCGUCACCAACCUGUCCAAGGGCCUCAAGGAGAUCAGUAAUGACAGUGGAUCCGUGUGCAACGCCUACAGUGGCCAUCUGCUCGUGCGCAACAGACCCAAGUCCAACGAGUCGUCCAUCUCAAUAUUCCAACAAAAGUCCUUCCUGCAGGGCGUGCACCGUCAACUCAAACAAGGCGACAUCACAACGACAGUCACCGCACUACACUCAAUCCGCGACUAUAUGCUAUGUAACAACGAGCGCAUAUUUGUCCAAGUAGGUCACAACGAGCAAGUUGAUGGCGAUCAACUGCUCUCUGAGCUCUCCUCAGCAUGGGACGACAUGCUGUCCAAGUCUGGCAUCACCCCUGACAGGAAACGCAAGAGGCCAACAGAGUCACCUGCGUCCACCGACUCGACCACAACCACAAGCCCAGCAACCGCGACCCCGGCGACAACAACCAAGAUGCCCUACUUCUCUCCACUGGAGCGUGGCGAGUCUGGAAUCAUUGACGGCGUGCUGCCAGUGCGCCAUGCGAUAUCGAUCAAUGGAGCAGAGUCCAACAAUCUGGUACAAUGCGUCCGUCUGCCACUGACACGCCGUCAUCCAGACUUCCCUGCAGUCAGUGUGCUGUGCGAUAUCUUCAUGUCGGGCGAGGGAGAGAUUCGAAGCAAGGGCUACGCCUAUGGCUUCUUCCUCAAUCACGACCUACUCAAGAAGGUUCUAUGGUUCACAUUGAGCGACAGUAUCUCACCAGUACAAGCACUCCAAGUGUUCCACAACUAUCUUCGCGAUCUUCCCACCUCUAGCAAACUGACACAGUUCGAGGUCGACACAGCCAUCUCCAGUGCCGUCUACGACUUUUUCAACUGUCGUUGUACCGCAUCAGAGUUGGCAUUCGGUGCAUACAUAUCAUUGUUCAGGGGCAACUCUGGUCAUAUCAAGGAUGAGACAGCAGUGUUGGAUAGAAUAACAAAGGUUGAUAAGAGCAUGGUGAUGGAGGUGUAUGAGAAGUACUUCAAGACAUUCCUUGACCAAGACCAACAGUUCUUGGUUAUGACCGUCAACCCAUCAUCUCAACAGUCAAUCCAGAAUCAGAUGCUCGAGUGUACCGACCUUCAGAUUGAGUUUGCGCAGCUUGAACUGAAGAGUCUGUUUGAGUAG
Molecule: messenger RNA, 3387 nt
Organism: Acytostelium subglobosum LB1
Lineage: Eukaryota; Evosea; Eumycetozoa; Acytosteliales; Acytosteliaceae
Exons: 2
Coding region: 1-3387 (1128 amino acids)
Molecular function (GO): metal ion binding
Source: RefSeq, a predicted model, not a curated record